Molecule: messenger RNA, 3643 nt
Organism: Camellia sinensis
Lineage: Eukaryota; Viridiplantae; Streptophyta; Magnoliopsida; Ericales; Theaceae
Biological process (GO): protein phosphorylation
Molecular function (GO): protein kinase activity; receptor serine/threonine kinase binding; ATP binding
Source: RefSeq, a predicted model, not a curated record
CAAUCACACAUUCCUACCUCCUAGCUAUGCUUCCCACUAGCAUACGCUCCCCAAGCGCACCCCCUAAAACUUCACUAACUCGUCAUCUCAUCCAUGUCAACGGCUACUUUCCUCUGCUUCGCCGCCGUGCUCUGGUUCACCGCCUUAUCUUGCUCCGUCAUCGCGUUGACCGCCGAGAUCCAAGCUCUAUCGUCCUUCAAGUCUAAUCUCGACGAUCCACUUGGUGCAUUGGACGGCUGGGAUUCGUCAACUCCCUCAGCUCCCUGCGACUGGCGCGGCAUUGUCUGUUUCCAAGGCCGUGUUCGAGAACUCCGCCUCCCUCGUCUCCAUCUCUCUGGACUUCUCACUGACCGUCUCUCUAACCUACGCCAGCUGCGCAAGUUAAGCCUCCACUCCAACUCCUUCAAUGGCUCAAUCCCACCCUCCCUCUCUCAAUGCGCCCUAUUACGCGCCGUUUAUCUCCACUCCAACUCCUUCUCCGGCGGACUCUCGCCGGCGAUUUUCAACCUCACAAACCUUCAAGUCCUCAACCUCGCUCACAACUCCCUCGCUGGAAAGAUCUCCGGCGACCUUCAACCUACUCUCCGGUACAUCGAUCUGUCCUCCAACAACUUCUCCGGCAAAAUUCCGGCGAACUUCUCGGCAUCUUCUCGGCUUCAACUCAUUAACCUCUCAUUUAAUUCCUUCUCCGGCGAAAUUCCGGCGAGCAUCGGAGAGCUUCAAUUUUUGGAGUAUCUAUGGCUGGAUUCGAAUCAAUUGAAAGGUACUUUGCCUUCGGCGAUCGCGAACUGUUCUUCGCUUUUGCAUUUGAGCGCCGAAGAUAACGAGCUUGAAGGUGUAAUUCCGGCAACGAUUGGUUCGCUUCCGAGGCUUCAGGUAGUUUCGCUUUCUCACAACCAACUUUCUGGUUCGGUCCCCACAUCAAUAUUCUGUAAUGUCUCUAUCAAUACUCCUCCGACUAUAAGAAUCGUUCAACUCUCCUUUAAUUCGUUCACGGGCUUAGUCAAACCACCAAACCUCUUGUUCUUUUCUGUUUUGGAGGUUUUAGACCUUCACGAGAAUCACAUCAACGACGUGUUUCCAUAUUGGUUGACGAAUGUAUCUUCGCUCAAAGUUCUAGAUGUUUCUGGAAAUUCAUUUUCUGGAUUGUUGGGUAAUGAAAUCGGUAAUCUUGCUACGUUGGAAGAGCUUAGAGUUGCCAAUAAUUCGCUAUCCGGUGAAAUACCUGGUGGAAUUUUGAAAUGUGGGUUGCUCAAUGUGCUUGAUGUUGAAGGAAAUCGGUUUUCGGGUUCGAUUCCGCCAUUUUUGGGGGUUUUGAAGAGCUUGAAGACUCUAUCUCUCGGUGGAAAUCGGUUUUCGGGUUCGAUUCCAUCGAGUCUCGGGAGCCUUUACGAGCUUGAAUCGUUGAAUCUGAGUAAUAAUAAUCUGACUGAAACUGUGCCACAAGAGCUCAUGAAGCUGAGCAACUUGAGUAGUUUGAAUUUGAGCAAUAACAAGUUUUCUGGUGAAUUUCCAAGCAAUAUUGGGGAUUUGAAGGGAUUGGUGAUUCUGAAUAUGAGUGGAUGUGGGUUUUCUGGGAAAAUUCCUGCAAGUAUUGGAAGUUUAAUGAGGCUCACUACUCUUGAUCUGAGCAAGCAAAAUCUAUCUGGGAAGUUGCCAUUUGAGCUUUUUGGGUUGCCAAGUUUACAAGUUGUUGCUCUUGAAGAGAACAAGUUGUCUGGGGCUGUUCCUGAAGGAUUCAGUAGCUUAUCAAGCUUACAGUAUCUAAAUCUGUCAUCCAAUACUUUCUCUGGUGAGAUUCCAGCAACAUAUGGUUUUCUUCAGUCAUUGGUUGUUCUCUCCCUAUCGGAUAAUCAUGUUGAUGGUUCUAUUCCGGCACAGUUGGGCAAUUGUUCUAGCCUUGAAGUAAUAGAGCUCCGUGGUAAUCGCUUAACGGGUCAUAUUGUGGAUGAUCUCUCACACCUUGCUCAUUUGGAAAAGCUUGAUUUGGGUCAGAAUGUUUUAGCAGGCUCAAUCCCCGAAGAUAUCUCCAAAUGCUCUUCUCUGAAUUCUCUGUUACUUGAUGCAAACCAACUUUCAGGCCAAAUACCAGACUCGCUGUCAAAGUUAUCAAACCUAACAAUAUUGAAUCUUGCUUCAAACAGAUUGAGUGGGGCUAUUCCCGCGAACCUUUCACUCAUCUCUGGUUUGAAAUACUUGAAUUUGUCAAGUAACAACCUCGAGGGUGAGAUUCCAGUGGCGUUGGGCUCUCAGUUCAAUGAUCCUUUUGUGUUUGCAAUGAAUGAAAAUCUAUGUGGGAAGCCAUUGAAAAAAAAUUGCAAGGAUGUGAUAUGGCGAAAGAGGAAGAGGUUGAUCUUCUUGCUAGCUGUGGCUAUUGGAGGAAGUUUGCUUUUGAUGUUGUGUUGUUGUGGAUACAUAUUUGGCCUAUUGCGUUGGCGAAAAAAGCUUGGACAAGGAAGAAAUGGAGAGAAGAAACGAAGCCCAGCUCGAGCAAGCUCGGGAGGGGAAAGGGGUCGUGGAAGCGGAGAAAAUGGAGGGCCAAAACUUGUUAUGUUCAACAACAAGAUAACAUAUGCAGAGACAGUGGAAGCAACGAGACAAUUUGACGAAGAAAAUGUAUUGAGCAGGGGAAAAUAUGGGCUUGUGUUCAAAGCCACUUAUCAAGAUGGGAUGGUGCUUGCAAUUCGUCGCCUACCCGACACAUCAAUCGACAUAGGCACCUUUCGCAAAGAAGCUGAAUCUCUAGGCAAAGUCAAGCAUCGAAAUUUAACUGUCCUGCGCGGUUACUAUGCAGGACCACCCGACAUUCGCCUUUUGGUGUACGACUACAUGCCCAAUGGAAAUCUCGCAACAUUGCUCCAAGAGGCAUCACAUCAAGACGGGCAUGUACUAAAUUGGCCAAUGCGACACCUAAUCGCGCUUGGCAUUGCUCGCGGGCUUGCAUUCUUGCACUCAGUUUCCACAAUUCAUGGCGAUGUCAAGCCACAAAACGUGCUUUUUGAUGCAGAUUUCGAAGCCCAUCUUUCAGAUUUUGGGUUAGAUAAAUUAACCAUAGCAACCCCAGCAGAGGCUUCUUCAUCUUCAACCCCAAUUGGGACUCUCGGGUAUAUAUCACCCGAGGCUUCAUUAACGGGUCAAGCGACGAAAGAAUCAGAUGUUUACAGCUUCGGAAUUGUAUUGUUGGAGAUACUAACUGGGAAAAAACCUGUGAUGUUCACACAAGAUGAAGAUAUUGUGAAGUGGGUGAAGAGGCAAUUGCAAAGUGCUCAAAUCACAGAAUUGCUCGAGCCGGGUUUGCUUGAGCUUGACCCGGAAUCAUCGGAGUGGGAAGAGUUUUUGCUUGGAGUGAAAGUGGGUCUGCUUUGCACAAUGCCUGACCCGCUCGAGCGGCCUUCAAUGGCGGACGUAGUGUUCAUGCUUGAAGGCUGCCGGGUCGGCCCGGAAAUUCCCUCCUCAGCCGACCCGACAACCCUACCAUCCCCAAUUUGAAAUUUUUUUUUUUAAACUCAAUAAACGAUUAAUUUCUGUAUUAUUCAUUUUUUUUGGGAUGUCAAUUAUAUUUUUGAUCUCCCAUGUUUAUGUCAUUUUAAUUUCUAAUGUUUAAUUUGAUUUUGAAUUUAAUUCAGUCAUCAUACGCCAUUAA